Trifolium pratense (red clover) is the source of this 680-nucleotide messenger RNA. RefSeq lists its product as uncharacterized. Gene Ontology annotation, biological process: regulation of DNA-templated transcription. The record is from RefSeq and is a predicted model, not a curated record. The transcript is spliced from 3 exons. Gene Ontology annotation, cellular component: nucleus. Bases 43 to 507 code for a protein of 154 amino acids. Gene Ontology annotation, molecular function: sequence-specific DNA binding; DNA-binding transcription factor activity. NCBI's taxonomy places the organism in Eukaryota, Viridiplantae, Streptophyta, Magnoliopsida, Fabales, Fabaceae.
CAAUAAUCACAAAAAAGAUAGAAAAAACACUAAAUAUAAGUAAUGGCUUGCAAAAUUCAGAAAAGGUUAUCACUACGCAGAAGAAGACUUCACAUUCUACAAGUCCUUACCAACUCCAACAAUGCCAACAAAAAUUCCAUUGCUAAGAGUACUUUUCUACACAUACAUAAGCUAAAGCUUGCACUGGAAAAUGUCAAAAGAGAGUAUGAAAGCUUGAUAGCCACAAGAAGAGAGUACAUUAGCCUAUUGAAUAAUGUCAAAGAUAACAAGGAAGUGAAAAUAGAGAAAAUAAAGGAAGGAACAUUUAAGGUGAAGGUCACAUGUGAGAAAGGAGGAGAGAAGUUUGUUGCAAUUUUAGAGACUUUUGAAAAGAUGUGUGUGAAUGUUGAGCAAGCAAGAGUUUCAUGUGAAAAUGGGUUUUCUAUGGAAGCAAUUAUUGUGGCUGAGGAUAAAAAUCUUGAUGUUAGAGAUGUUAAUGAAGCGCUUCUAAAAGCUAUUGGCAAGUAGAGUGGUGAAAAGGGGAUACAAAUGAGCUUGAUAACUAAUUCAGUAAUUUAUGAAUUUUCAAGUUCAUUAACUUGUUAACAAGUUUUUAAUUAUUUAAUGUUGCUCUGUUAUAAAUGUGUAACAGUAUUGUUGAAUGAUGACAUGGGAAUGAUAAAUAUUAUUUUUAAAAGUUG